Lycium barbarum (goji berry) is the source of this 3716-nucleotide messenger RNA. Its product is annotated as pentatricopeptide repeat-containing protein At4g28010. The transcript has 6 exons. Bases 202 to 2415 code for a protein of 737 amino acids. The record is from RefSeq and is a predicted model, not a curated record. Gene Ontology annotation, molecular function: protein binding. NCBI's taxonomy places the organism in Eukaryota, Viridiplantae, Streptophyta, Magnoliopsida, Solanales, Solanaceae.
CCUAGUACCAAAAUAAAGAACCACUUUUGUCAUUUUUUUCUCACCAAAAUACACUAGGCAAAAGGCAAAAUUGCCCGCUACAGCCACCCUCAGUCAGUGGCACCAUAGCUGAUUCUAGCCUAGGUAUUCACAUAAUUUCCACCUUUCUUGAUCUUUAUCAAUUGCUCAUCUGCAUAUAUCUAUCUACACACAAGUUAUAGAAUGAUAAUCAGAAAUCAAAUAUCAAGAAUCUGCAUUUCUUUUCAAGAACCUUUUUUUAAUACCAAAAAUCUGUUCUUUAUCAAACACUUUUCAUCAACAACCCAUGUUACACUUUACUCAGAUAUACAAAAUUUGGACACCCAUUUGAGGUCACUUUGUGCAAAGCCUAAUCCUCAGUAUAUUAAUGCAUUUUCACAUUUUAACCAUGUAAUUGAUGAUUUAGGUGAAACCCCAUCUGAGUCAACUUGCAAUUUUCUUGUUGUAACUUUGGCAAAGAAUAAGGAGUACAAUCUUGCUUUAAGGGUGUACCAUAAAAUGAGAAAAGUUCAAGUCUUGCCCAGGUUUUUAUCAUUAGCUGCUUUGGUUGAAUGUUAUGUUUAUGUUCAUAGCCCUAAGUUAGCAAUUGGUGUCUUGGGAUUGAUGUUAAAGAAUGGUUAUAAGGUUAAUGUAUAUCUUGUUAAUGUUAUAUUGAAGGGUUUAUGUGACAAUGAUAUGGUUGUUAAUGCUAUUAAAUUUGUUUGGGGUUUGGAUAUGAAAGAGGUAACGCCUGAUAUAGUUAGUUUUAACACCCUUAUGAAAGGACUCUGUAAAGAAAAGAAAGUACAAGAGGCUUUGGAUUUGAGGUUUAGUAUGGAAAAAGUGGUGAAUUUUACCCCAAACGCGCAUUCAUAUGCCAUUUUGAUGGAGGGUCUUUGUUCGGUGGAUAGGUUGGAUGACAGUAUUUUAUUGUUGGAGGAGAUGAGAAAAAAGGGCUUGAAAGAAGAUGUUGUUGUGUAUAGUACACUUAUAAAAGGGCUUUGCAAUAAAGGAUAUGUUAGUAGAGGGAAAGAACUUUUGAAUGAGAUGUUGGAGAAAGGAAUUUCUCCAAGUGUAGUCACGUAUUCUUGUUUAAUUAACGGAUUUUGUAAGCAGGGAAAAUUGAAAGAAACUACAAUGUUAUAUGAUGAUAUGUUGGACCGCGGAAUCCAGCCUGAUGUUGUUACUUUUACGGGCAUGAUUGGUGGGCUCGGGAAUAACGGGAUGGCUAAAAAAGCAAUGGAAUUGUUCAAUUUAAUGAUACGUAGGGGUGAAGAGCCCGGAAACAUAACCUACAAUAUUCUUUUACGUGCACUGUGCAAGGAAAGAUUGUUGACCGAUGCUUUUCAAAUUUUAAAAUUGAUGAUAGAGAAAGGCAAAACACCCGACGUGAUCACCUAUAAUACGCUAGUAAAAGGACUUUGUGAAAUUGGGAAAGUGGAUGAUGCUGUGACAAUUUUUGAUUCUAUGUUGGGUGACGAGACUUAUGUUCAGCCGGAUGUUAUAACAUUGAACGUACUAAUUCGUGGGCUUUGCCAAGAUGGGAACCUCGAUAAGGCUGGAAAAAUUCAUAACAAGAUGGUUGAGAAGAAGUCUCUAGUUGAUAUUGGAACUUUUACUGUACUUAUUGGAGCUUAUAUAAAGGCAGGCGACAUUGUCAAAGCUUUUGAACUUUGGAAGCAGCUAAAUCAAUUGAAUCUUAUUCCAGAUUCAAUAACAUAUAGCACCAUAAUUGAUGGAUUUUGCAAGUUGAGUGCGCUCAAUAUUGCAAAAGGGUUGUUUCUCUGGUUUAGACAAAAGGGAUAUUAUUAUCCAACUGCUUUUGAUUACAACAGCUUGAUGGAUGCCUUAUGCAAAGAGGGUAGUUUGGAGCAAGCAAGGAAAUUGUUUCAAGAGAUGUUAGAUGGAAAUUGUGAACCAGAUGUAAUCUCAUACAAUAUUAUCAUCCGUUCAGCUCUGGAAGCAAGAAAUUUGCAGUCUGCUAAGGAGUUGCUUAUUGAUAUGUCUAAGAGGGGUUUGAAUCCCGAUGCUUUCACUUUCUCCAUAUUAAUAAACAGGUUUUCGCAGCUAGGACAGUUGAAGGAGGCGAAAAAAUUAUUUGAGAGAAUGAGUGCAUCUGGCUUGACACCGGACAUUACUGUAUAUGACUGUUUACUCAAGGGUCUUAGUUUGAACGGUGAAACAGAAGAAAUUAUUAAGUUGCUUCACAAAAUGGCUUCUAAGGGCAUUGAACUAGACCUCGGACUUACUUCAACCAUCAUGGAAUGUCUUUGUAAUGUUUCUGAAGAUCUUAAUGUGGAGGAAUUGUUGCCAAACUUUUCGCAGAAAAACUCAAAAGAAUUUAGUAUUCCCUGUAGUGAAUUGUUGAAGAAGCUUCGCAAGAGUCUUCCCGAGCUUCAGUUAGAUUCUGCUUUGUAGUACAAAUUCACACGCUUCUGGCAGCUGAUGAGAGAGCUUUUUUUCUUUUUUUUACAUAGGAGACCGGGUGUUGGUCCUUCCAUCUGCAGUAAAGGGCAUAACGUUGAAUCCCCCAAUAUCGAUCACUGCAACCCUGCAUUGCAAGAACUCAGAUGGCCUUCUAGGGUACUCAAGUGAACUUAAAAUUCAUGAACCAUGGGUGUAAAAGUUCUACUGCUCCAGAAAAUGGAAGUUAUUCAGAGCAUGAUGCACAUGCAAUGAGGGUCAACAGAAGUUAUCCAGAGCAUGGUGCACCGGAAAUGAGGGUCAACAGAAGUUAUUCAGAGCAUAUUGCACAAGAAAUGAGGGCCAACACACAUAUCAAUCGUAACAUUCGAAGAGGGAGCUACAGUCUAACGGCUUUACCUGUUUAGCUGAAGCAUCCUCUAGUGCAUCUGUUGACUAUAGCAGUAAUGAUGCAGGACUUGCCCGAGAAUUCCGUGUUGUGCGAGAUAAUAGAGUUAACCAAAAUGUCAAUAGAGUGGUAAAGGAUGUCCAGACUUCGACAUCUGCUGAACCAGUGAUUUCAAAUUCUUCUGUACAGAGCAGUUCAAAAGGGACUUCUGACAAUACUUUAUCCUCUGGGAGUCGUUCAUCUCAAGCCCCAAAUAGGAAUUCUCAACAUACACACUCCAAUGAUGCUAAUUUAAGUAACUAAAGGUCAAAUUUUUUCUGGACAAAUGCAUGCAUCUGUUUCGAAUGCUGCUCCACAGAUAGGAGGGGUGAAGCCAAAUGGUUCUCGGCCACAUUCUAUUACACCAUCUAGCAAUUAUGUCAUUGAAGUUUAUUUGUCCUUUUCAGAUCCCGUUCAUGUACCAUCUCUUGAUUCAGAUCGGCUGCAAAAGUUGGUGCUAUUAAGCGUGAGGUUGGGGUGGUGGGUGCUCGUCGCCAGUCUGCUGAAACUUUUGCCAAGUCCUCAUCUUCACCAAGCAGGUCAUCUUCAAACUUACACAUGGAGCAGGCCCGACAGGAUGGUGGUACCGCACUGCACAUUAACAAUAAGUUAGAACAAUGCAGAUCUUAUUAGAAGAGAACGUUAUAUUGAUAAAUUUCUAUUCACAGAAAUAAUGCUCGCAGUAUAGUGGGUGAUGAAUAUUCCGCAAUGAAAAUAAAGCAUUCCAAAUUUUGUCAAGCACUAACCGUUAAACCGAUAGAGAAAAAAUAAAAGGAAUUUUUUAACCAAGACAUGUUUCUUUAAUUGAACUUCUUUUUUGAUGUUUGACCUGAAUAAUAUAACGCUCUCAACUUUUAUGUUUUUGUUC